Messenger RNA from Akanthomyces muscarius, 816 nucleotides. RefSeq lists its product as uncharacterized. NCBI's taxonomy places the organism in Eukaryota, Fungi, Ascomycota, Sordariomycetes, Hypocreales, Cordycipitaceae. The transcript is spliced from 4 exons. The record is from RefSeq and is a predicted model, not a curated record. Bases 1 to 816 code for a protein of 271 amino acids.
AUGUCAUCGGACAAUUGCGCCGACUACACGCUUCACUACUUUACCUUCUCACUGUACUCACUCAUGGUGCGGUUCGCACUUGGAUUGGGGAGACAGCUAAACAGCGAUAAUGCGCCACAGGUGCAAUUGAAGUUCGUCAAUCUUCAGGCGCAGGAGAACCUUGGCGAGAAGUAUCUCACUACGGUCAACUCGAGAGGACAGGUGCCUUCUCUGACCUCACCGUUGCUUCCCUCAGGAUUGAGUGACAGCCAACAAAUCGCAAAGUGGCUAUGCGACAAGCAACCCGAGCUAGUUCCCGCCGCUCACAAGGAAACCAUUGACAGUUUGAUGGAGAAGCUGUAUCGCUUUCAUUUCAAGGCGCUGAACAUACCGCCAGAAGCAGCGGCCAAUGGCUUUCCAAACGUUGCAGCUGCCAUGCUUGAAGACUCUAGCAUUUCAGAGAAGCACCGCAGGGCUCUAGAGAUCAAAUCCAUCUUUCACGACACUCUUCACAGCAGGACGAUAGAGCUUGAGCACAUUGAGCAGGUAGAGACUCACGUCUCUGAGCUCAUGGCGGAGCUGGCGGUUGUCAUCGAGGAGCACAGAACAGAAGGGUCGCGGUGGAUAUUCGGACAGCAGCCGACAAUUCUCGAUGCAUAUGCGUCGGCGCUGAUCAUCCGGCUGCUGGACAACAAGCGACUGGAACUUCUCCCCCUUGCUGUUCAGGCGUAUGGCAAGGCCGUUCAGCAAUCAGACGAGUGGAAUCAAGUGACUCACGGCCGCCCUACAGUGUACGAGGCAUCGAUGGGCCCUGCGGCCGAACUGGAUCCCAAGUAG